UUUGACAAAAUGUAGAAACGAGGCAGUCAAUGUCUUGUUUGCUCCCAUCCUUUGAAACUCCUAACUACCUCCAUAAAGUCCUCCCAAUUUACUGACUCUACCUUUGUCAAGCACCAUUACUAUCCCCCCCACCCCAAACAACAUACACAUGUACACGUUGUCCAGCACUAUAGCUUCAUCUUCUUCUUCCUCUUUCUUUCUCUCACAGAAUUUUCAAAGCAUCAGUAUGAGUAAUUUUGGCUGACCCAUUUCAUUUCACUCCACUCUUUGUUGUUCUGGGCUUGGGAAAGAGCUGUGAUGGAAUUGAAACUUAUACCUCUACAAUUUUGCUUGGUUUUGAUUGCUUUUGUUGUGCUCCAGUUUGUGGCCUCUGAAACUAUAUCUAAUGACACGGGUCAUGGUACUGUGGUAGCUUCCAAGAACGAAAGCAGUAAAGGAUGGUGCCGUUCUGGCUGGGAUAUCAGUCCAAGUAAGAAUAAGUGCUUGAAAUACAUAGAAAAGACCUUGUCAUGGGAUGAGUCAGAGGUGCUUUGUGGUAGCUACGGUGGACACUUGGCAGCACUAACAUCAUCUCAAGAACUAAGCUUUGGCAAACAGCUGUGUGGCCAAAUUGUUAAUGGCUGUUGGGUUGGAGGAAGAGUUGUCAAUUCCAGUGUUGGUUUUGGUUGGAAGUGGUCUGAUAAUACAUCAUACUGGAAUGUUUCAAUAUUUUCUGGAGCAUCUUUUGAUUCACACUGUACCAGUUUGUCCUGCCACAAUAUUACAACCGAUUUUUGUACCAUGGUGAAUAAUGGAAGCAUAUAUCUUGUGGAAGAGCAAUGCAAAAAGCCUCAUGCCUUUAUUUGCAUGCUUGAUGUCGAGAACAAAUGUUACCACAUGCACUGCCAUAGGGAAUAUCUUAUUAUCCUUGCUGUCGUAAGUGGGUUGAUUCUCUUCACAACACUAGUUGUUGUGGUUUGGCUCCUUGCAUAUAGGCGGAGCAGGAAGCGGAGAAAGUCGCGCAAAUUAUCUAAUCCAGCAGCUUCUGCUUUAGUUCCACCUUCAUGGAAAGUCUUCACCAAUGAGGAAUUGAGGUCAAUAACAAAGAAUUUUAGCGAAGGAAAUCGUCUUCUUGGUGAUGCAAAAACAGGAGGCACAUAUAGUGGGCUUCUCCCUGAUGGAUCAAGGGUUGCAGUUAAGAGGUUGAAGAGAUCCAGUUUUCAAAGGAAGAAGGAGUUCUAUUCUGAGAUCGGAAGGGUUGCGAGGCUUCACCAUCCAAAUUUGGUGGCUAUUAAAGGAUGUUGCUAUGAUCAUGGUGACCGCUACAUUGUUUAUGAAUUUAUAGUUAAUGGGCCCUUAGAUAGAUGGCUGCACCACAUCCCAAGGGGAGGUAGGAGCUUGGAUUGGGCUAUGAGAAUGAAAAUAGCUACCACACUUGCCCAAGGGAUUGCGUUCUUGCAUGACAAGGUUAAGCCACAUGUUGUGCAUAGGGAUAUCCGUGCCAGUAAUGUCCUUCUUGAUGAAGAGUUUGGAGCACAUUUAAUGGGAGUUGGUCUCUCAAAGUUUGUACCAUGGGAAGUGAUGCAUGAGAGAACUGUGAUGGCUGGCGGUACAUAUGGGUACCUUGCUCCAGAAUUUGUGUAUAGAAAUGAGCUUACAACAAAAAGCGAUGUUUACAGCUUUGGAGUGCUGCUGUUAGAAAUAGUCACUGGGCGUAGGCCUGCACAAGCGGUUGAUUCAGUUGGUUGGCAAAGUAUAUUUGAGUGGGCAACACCUUUGGUGCAGGCUCAUCGCUACCCUGAGCUCUUGGAUCCUUUUAUAUCUUCAUCUUCUUCAGAAAUUCCGGAAGCUGGUGUGAUUCAGAAGGUAGUGGACCUUGUAUAUGCUUGCACGCAGCAUGUGCCCUCCAUGCGUCCGAGAAUGUCUCAUGUUGUUCAUCAGCUACAGCAAUUGGCUCAGUCAUCCAUUUUAAAGUGAGAACUGAACUGGAGCCCUGGGAUUUCCUGUCUAACUACAUGUCAUCUAUGCCUUCUUUUUUCUUUCUACCUAGAUCGUUCGAGGUAUUGAGAAAACUCGAAAAUUCUUGAGGUAACUGUAGAAUAAUGAGAAGCAAAAGGUUAGAACUGACAUAGAUUCUAGCGAGACAUGACACACAUUUGUUGGCUUAAAUGUUAUUGUAGAAUGACCAUUUUGUUUACAUGAAGGAUGUAUCGUCUUUGUAGAUUCUGUACA
Jatropha curcas is the source of this 2211-nucleotide messenger RNA. Its product is annotated as protein kinase family protein / C-type lectin domain-containing protein. Gene Ontology annotation, biological process: protein phosphorylation. The record is from RefSeq and is a predicted model, not a curated record. Gene Ontology annotation, molecular function: ATP binding; protein tyrosine kinase activity. NCBI's taxonomy places the organism in Eukaryota, Viridiplantae, Streptophyta, Magnoliopsida, Malpighiales, Euphorbiaceae.